AGGUGGAGGUGGUGCUCCUCCUCCUCAACAGCGUCGCCUCGCGUCGGCGUCGCCUCUCACCACCCAACCACCAGUCCACCACCCACCUCUCUCCCUCCCCUCCCCUCCCCAAACCCAACCCGAGCCGAGGCCGGAAUUUCCUUUUUGGUGCGACGACGACGAGGUGAGGGUGAGCCAACCGCCGGAUCGCGCCGCCAUGUCGCUCGACGAGCUUCCGCACAAGAAGCUGGCAUCCUCGGAGGGAAUUCGGUUCGCGCGGUCGGAUUCCAGGUUCCGGAGCCUUAGCCCAGCGCCCAUCCCAAUCCCAACUGCCCCAAGCUUCAGAUCAUUGGUCGACCCGGUUUCUGAUGAGAGAGUAAACCAUGAUACUGUGACCUCACAUGAAAGUGAAAUUGGGUCUGGGUCCAUCUCCACAGUUAGCUCAACAGUUAGUUCAGUAGAAUCAGAGAAAGCAGCUUAUGAAUUCCUUGCUCAAACUCCUAUCAAGUCAACCGAUGCACACCUUGUUGAGUUUUCAGAAGCUAUGAGAACUGUUGCAAAAGCAUUGCGACGAGUUGCAGAAGGGAAAGCUGCUGCUCAAGCUGAGGCGGAAGAGUGGAGGCGUAAAUAUGAAUUAGAGAUGGCACACAAACAGCAGAGAAAAAUCAAAGGCUAUGGCAGUUGUGCCAAUAAUGAAUUAGAAAAGUUGGCCAGCCAACUAACACUGGAGACGCCUGCAUCUGAUCAAGCGGGAUGUUGUGGAAAUCAUGGUAUAUGUUCACAUGAGGUUCUUCAGGAUGAAAGUCCUGGUCCUAACCCCCGAUCUAGUCACAAGCUGGUGAGUAGAAAGGCAUCAUUUAGACUUUCAUGGGGAUGCAAUGGGGAUAAAAACGGCCAGCACAAGCAUGAUUUUGUAUCAUUUGAAAAGGGAGAUAUAACAACAGCAGAGCGCAGCAACAAGCAGAUUUUGCUGAAAUGGGAAUCCUCGCCACAAACUGUUCUUUUCAUAACCAAACCUAAUUCUAACUCCGUGCAUGUUCUUUGUGCUGAAAUGGUCAGAUGGCUUAAGGAACAUAAAAAGAUAAAUGUUGUUGUAGAGCCACGUGUUAGCAAGGAACUCUUAACAGAAGAUUCCUACUACAAUUUCAUCCAAACAUGGGAUGAUGAUGAGGAGAAAAAGAUGUUGCACACAAAGGUUGAUCUCAUUGUAACUCUUGGUGGUGAUGGGACUGUUUUAUGGGCUGCGUCUUUGUUCAAAGGGCCAGUUCCUCCGGUUGUUGCUUUCUCCCUAGGAUCACUGGGAUUCAUGACACCUUUCCCAAGUGAGCAAUAUCGUGAUUGUCUGGACAAUGUGCUGAAUGGACCAUUUAGCAUCACAUUGAGAAACCGUCUACAGUGCCAUGUAAUCCGUGAUGCAGCAAAGGAUGAACUUGAGACUGAGGAGCCAAUUUUAGUGUUAAACGAAGUCACAAUUGACCGUGGAAUAUCAUCUUACCUUACCUACUUGGAAUGCUACUGUGAUAGUUCUUUCGUUACAUGUGUACAAGGGGAUGGACUGAUCAUAUCAACAACAUCUGGAAGCACGGCAUAUUCAUUGGCAGCUGGAGGAUCCAUGGUUCAUCCACAGGUCCCAGGAAUCCUAUUCACGCCGAUCUGCCCGCAUUCCCUGUCAUUCAGGCCUUUGAUACUGCCUGAAUAUGUGACCCUGCGCGUACAAGUGCCACAUAACAGCAGGGGCCAAGCUUGGGCAUCAUUCGAUGGCAAAGAUCGGAAGCUGCUGUCACCCGGGGAUGCUCUCAUCUGCAGCAUUUCUCCAUGGCCUGUGCCCACGGCUUGCCUGGUGGAUUCAACAACCGAUUUCCUACGCAGCAUCCACGAGGGUCUCCACUGGAACCUGAGGAAGUCCCAGUCAUUCGACGGCCCGCGUGAUUGAUCCCAGCUCCUGGAUACAGUCCAGUGUCAGAGUUGAGAGUUUCAGCUGGCCAUCAGAAGAGUUUCCCACGAGUCCAGCUAACACCGAGCGGAUAAAUGUACCUAGCAGAGUUUGUUGCUUGUUACCAUUCCAUAUACAUAUACAUAUACAUAUACAUAUACUAGAAGGCUGCUGCGUGUAGAUUUGGGGUAAGUACUGGGGACUGAAGAAUGAAUCGAAAUAGAAAGUAUCGAGAAUACACUGUGCCAUGAUGAAUGUAUAACAGUAGAUGUGGCAGGCAACAUAUACUGAUGUGCACUAGCAUCUGAAGUAGCAUGGGAGAGUAGAUACCGGUGACAAGUCAUCGAAGUGUAAAAACACAACAUGUAUACUGGUAUAUAUAUGUACCCCCAUGAUCUGAAUGAAAUAAUUUGACCAUGGAAAGGAAA
Messenger RNA from Oryza sativa Japonica Group (Japanese rice), 2340 nucleotides. Lineage: Eukaryota; Viridiplantae; Streptophyta; Magnoliopsida; Poales; Poaceae. The record is from RefSeq and is a predicted model, not a curated record.